AUGCCAGCAGGGCAGCGCAAGAGACGCUCCGGCCGCUUGCCAACAAACUCUCCUAGAUCCAAGAGGGGGCCUCGUGUGCACGUGGCUCUGGGGACUCUGAGCUGGCUCUGCCCACAUCCCACUCACUGUCUGGAGAUGCAAACAGACCAAAAAGCUCCAGUCCUGACAUUCAUGGGGCUGCUGUGCUCUUUCCAGAGCUGUUUCAUCUGCUGCAAGAUGGGGGCCACCAUCACCUGCUGCCAGACGGCCUGCGACCGCACCUUCCACCUGCCCUGUGCCCCAGACGGACAAUGUGUCACCCAGUACUUCGGGGCCUACAGGUCCUUCUGCUGGGAGCACCGCCCACAGCAGGCACUGCGGCCACGUCCAAGCCAGGACAACACCUGCACCAUCUGCCUGGACACGGUGGAAGACAACAUCUCCUACAUAACCAUGGCGUGUCCCGCGUGCCAAGACGCCCGCUUCCACCGGCACUGCAUCCAGAGACUGGCUCUGCACGCUGGCAUUGACUUCCGAUGCCCGCGUUGCCUCAAACAAGAGCCGUUCAUGACGGAAAUGCUCACCAUGGGGAUCCGACUCUCUAAGAGACCCCCAUCAUGGCAGAGUGACCCAGACGUCGGACCCUCAGAUCAGAGGCACGGCCGCUGCGAUGCCACAAGGUGCCUUUGUCCAGGAGGCAGGGAGCACUCGCAGGCACACGGACCUUGGCAACUGCGCCUCUGCAGCUCCUGCGCUGCUGAGGGCAUCCACCGACUCUGCUCCUCUUUGGGGAACAGCACCUGCUCCUGGGAGUGCAGCACCUGUGCUGCCACCGACACUGGUAGGCAACAAAGCUUUCAGCACUAUGCAAUCCACACAGGGACCACAAUGGGCCUGGCACCAGGGCCCUCGGCACAGCUUGGCUCCUGGAAAGGGCGGGAUACCACAGCGGCCUCUCCUGCCUGCAGCCUGGGGACUGUCCUGACAACCUUCCUUCUGCCUGCCCCUCUUUGCAGGUUCCACUGGCAAAUCAGACCUUGUGGGCCCCAAAACCUCAAGCACAGAACUGCUGACUCUGUCCCAGGACACGGUGCUCCUCAAGAGCAGCUGCUCCAUCAGCCCUCAGCAGGCCUUCAAGCAGGGCCUCGUGUGCACGUGGCUCUGGGGACUCUGAGCUGGCUCUGCCCACAUCCCACUCACUGUCUGGAGAUGCAAACAGACCAAAAAGCUCCAGUCCUGACAUUCAUGGGGCUGCUGUGCUCUUUCCAGAGCUGUUUCAUCUGCUGCAAGAUGGGGGCCACCAUCACCUGCUGCCAGACGGCCUGCGACCGCACCUUCCACCUGCCCUGUGCCCCAGACGGACAAUGUGUCACCCAGUACUUCGGGGCCUACAGGUCCUUCUGCUGGGAGCACCGCCCACAGCAGGCACUGCGGCCACGUCCAAGCCAGGACAACACCUGCACCAUCUGCCUGGACACGGUGGAAGACAACAUCUCCUACAUAACCAUGGCGUGUCCCGCGUGCCAAGACGCCCGCUUCCACCGGCACUGCAUCCAGAGACUGGCUCUGCACGCUGGCAUUGACUUCCGAUGCCCGCGUUGCCUCAAACAAGAGCCGUUCAUGACGGAAAUGCUCACCAUGGGGAUCCGACUCUCUAAGAGACCCCCAUCAUGGCAGAGUGACCCAGACGUCGGACCCUCAGAUCAGAGGCACGGCCGCUGCGAUGCCACAAGGUGCCUUUGUCCAGGAGGCAGGGAGCACUCGCAGGCACACGGACCUUGGCAACUGCGCCUCUGCAGCUCCUGCGCUGCUGAGGGCAUCCACCGACUCUGCUCCUCUUUGGGGAACAGCACCUGCUCCUGGGAGUGCAGCACCUGUGCUGCCACCGACACUGGUAGGCAACAAAGCUUUCAGCACUAUGCAAUCCACACAGGGACCACAAUGGGCCUGGCACCAGGGCCCUCGGCACAGCUUGGCUCCUGGAAAGGGCGGGAUACCACAGCGGCCUCUCCUGCCUGCAGCCUGGGGACUGUCCUGACAACCUUCCUUCUGCCUGCCCCUCUUUGCAGGUUCCACUGGCAAAUCAGACCUUGUGGGCCCCAAAACCUCAAGCACAGAACUGCUGACUCUGUCCCAGGACACGGUGCUCCUCAAGAGCAGCUGCUCCAUCAGCCCUCAGCAGGCCUUCAAGCAGGGCCUCGUGUGCACGUGGCUCUGGGGACUCUGAGCUGGCUCUGCCCACAUCCCACUCACUGUCUGGAGAUGCAAACAGACCAAAAAGCUCCAGUCCUGACAUUCAUGGGGCUGCUGUGCUCUUUCCAGAGCUGUUUCAUCUGCUGCAAGAUGGGGGCCACCAUCACCUGCUGCCAGACGGCCUGCGACCGCACCUUCCACCUGCCCUGUGCCCCAGACGGACAAUGUGUCACCCAGUACUUCGGGGCCUACAGGUCCUUCUGCUGGGAGCACCGCCCACAGCAGGCACUGCGGCCACGUCCAAGCCAGGACAACACCUGCACCAUCUGCCUGGACACGGUGGAAGACAACAUCUCCUACAUAACCAUGGCGUGUCCCGCGUGCCAAGACGCCCGCUUCCACCGGCACUGCAUCCAGAGACUGGCUCUGCACGCUGGCAUUGACUUCCGAUGCCCGCGUUGCCUCAAACAAGAGCCGUUCAUGACGGAAAUGCUCACCAUGGGGAUCCGACUCUCUAAGAGACCCCCAUCAUGGCAGAGUGACCCAGACGUCGGACCCUCAGAUCAGAGGCACGGCCGCUGCGAUGCCACAAGGUGCCUUUGUCCAGGAGGCAGGGAGCACUCGCAGGCACACGGACCCUGGCAACUGCGGCUCUGCAGCUCCUGCGCUGCUGAGGGCAUCCACCGACUCUGCUCCUCUUUGGGGAACAGCACCUGCUCCUGGGAGUGCAGCACCUGUGCUGCCACCGACACUGGUAGGCAACAAAGCUUUCAGCACUAUGCAAUCCACACAGGGACCACAAUGGGCCUGGCACCAGGGCCCUCGGCACAGCUUGGCUCCUGGAAAGGGCGGGAUACCACAGCGGCCUCUCCUGCCUGCAGCCUGGGGACUGUCCUGACAACCUUCCUUCUGCCUGCCCCUCUUUGCAGGUUCCACUGGCAAAUCAGACCUUGUGGGCCCCAAAACCUCAAGCACAGAACUGCUGACUCUGUCCCAGGACACGGUGCUCCUCAAGAGCAGCUGCUCCAUCAGCCCUCAGCAGGCCUUCAAGCAGGGCCUCGUGUGCACGUGGCUCUGGGGACUCUGAGCUGGCUCUGCCCACAUCCCACUCACUGUCUGGAGAUGCAAACAGACCAAAAAGCUCCAGUCCUGACAUUCAUGGGGCUGCUGUGCUCUUUCCAGAGCUGUUUCAUCUGCUGCAAGAUGGGGGCCACCAUCACCUGCUGCCAGACGGCCUGCGACCGCACCUUCCACCUGCCCUGUGCCCCAGACGGACAAUGUGUCACCCAGUACUUCGGGGCCUACAGGUCCUUCUGCUGGGAGCACCGCCCACAGCAGGCACUGCGGCCACGUCCAAGCCAGGACAACACCUGCACCAUCUGCCUGGACACGGUGGAAGACAACAUCUCCUACAUAACCAUGGCGUGUCCCGCGUGCCAAGACGCCCGCUUCCACCGGCACUGCAUCCAGAGACUGGCUCUGCACGCUGGCAUUGACUUCCGAUGCCCGCGUUGCCUCAAACAAGAGCCGUUCAUGACGGAAAUGCUCACCAUGGGGAUCCGACUCUCUAAGAGACCCCCAUCAUGGCAGAGUGACCCAGACGUCGGACCCUCAGAUCAGAGGCACGGCCGCUGCGAUGCCACAAGGUGCCUUUGUCCAGGAGGCAGGGAGCACUCGCAGGCACACGGACCUUGGCAACUGCGCCUCUGCAGCUCCUGCGCUGCUGAGGGCAUCCACCGACUCUGCUCCUCUUUGGGGAACAGCACCUGCUCCUGGGAGUGCAGCACCUGUGCUGCCACCGACACUGGUAGGCAACAAAGCUUUCAGCACUAUGCAAUCCACACAGGGACCACAAUGGGCCUGGCACCAGGGCCCUCGGCACAGCUUGGCUCCUGGAAAGGGCGGGAUACCACAGCGGCCUCUCCUGCCUGCAGCCUGGGGACUGUCCUGACAACCUUCCUUCUGCCUGCCCCUCUUUGCAGGUUCCACUGGCAAAUCAGACCUUGUGGGCCCCAAAACCUCAAGCACAGAACUGCUGACUCUGUCCCAGGACACGGUGCUCCUCAAGAGCAGCUGCUCCAUCAGCCCUCAGCAGGCCUUCAAGCAGGGCCUCGUGUGCACGUGGCUCUGGGGACUCUGAGCUGGCUCUGCCCACAUCCCACUCACUGUCUGGAGAUGCAAACAGACCAAAAAGCUCCAGUCCUGACAUUCAUGGGGCUGCUGUGCUCUUUCCAGAGCUGUUUCAUCUGCUGCAAGAUGGGGGCCACCAUCACCUGCUGCCAGACGGCCUGCGACCGCACCUUCCACCUGCCCUGUGCCCCAGACGGACAAUGUGUCACCCAGUACUUCGGGGCCUACAGGUCCUUCUGCUGGGAGCACCGCCCACAGCAGGCACUGCGGCCACGUCCAAGCCAGGACAACACCUGCACCAUCUGCCUGGACACGGUGGAAGACAACAUCUCCUACAUAACCAUGGCGUGUCCCGCGUGCCAAGACGCCCGCUUCCACCGGCACUGCAUCCAGAGACUGGCUCUGCACGCUGGCAUUGACUUCCGAUGCCCGCGUUGCCUCAAACAAGAGCCGUUCAUGACGGAAAUGCUCACCAUGGGGAUCCGACUCUCUAAGAGACCCCCAUCAUGGCAGAGUGACCCAGACGUCGGACCCUCAGAUCAGAGGCACGGCCGCUGCGAUGCCACAACGUGCCUUUGUCCAGGAGGCAGGGAGCACUCGCAGGCACACGGACCCUGGCAACUGCGGCUCUGCAGCUCCUGCGCUGCUGAGGGCAUCCACCGACUCUGCUCCUCUUUGGGGAACAGCACCUGCUCCUGGGAGUGCAGCACCUGUGCUGCCACCGACACUGGUAGGCAACAAAGCUUUCAGCACUAUGCAAUCCACACAGGGACCACAAUGGGCCUGGCACCAGGGCCCUCGGCACAGCUUGGCUCCUGGAAAGGGCGGGAUACCACAGCGGCCUCUCCUGCCUGCAGCCUGGGGACUGUCCUGACAACCUUCCUUCUGCCUGCCCCUCUUUGCAGGUUCCACUGGCAAAUCAGACCUUGUGGGCCCCAAAACCUCAAGCACAGAACUGCUGACUCUGUCCCAGGACACGGUGCUCCUCAAGAGCAGCUGCUCCAUCAGCCCUCAGCAGGCCUUCAAGCAUGCCUCGGGUCCUCCUUCGCCCUGGUCCCGCCAUCCAUAUCCAUCCGCGACUGUGCUCACGGUGGACGGCGAGGAGCCGCUCCUCCGGCACCCACCAAGGAGUGA
This is a messenger RNA of Melozone crissalis (California towhee), 5436 nucleotides long. RefSeq lists its product as uncharacterized. NCBI's taxonomy places the organism in Eukaryota, Metazoa, Chordata, Aves, Passeriformes, Passerellidae. The record is from RefSeq and is a predicted model, not a curated record. Gene Ontology annotation, cellular component: nucleus.